Myotis lucifugus (little brown bat) is the source of this 3762-nucleotide messenger RNA. It is a transcript of the gene MYNN, whose product is annotated as myoneurin. The coding region runs from base 672 to 2417 and encodes 581 amino acids. The transcript has 7 exons. Gene Ontology annotation, biological process: regulation of transcription by RNA polymerase II. NCBI's taxonomy places the organism in Eukaryota, Metazoa, Chordata, Mammalia, Chiroptera, Vespertilionidae. The record is from RefSeq and is a predicted model, not a curated record. Gene Ontology annotation, cellular component: nucleus. Gene Ontology annotation, molecular function: protein binding; RNA polymerase II cis-regulatory region sequence-specific DNA binding; DNA-binding transcription factor activity, RNA polymerase II-specific.
UCAGACUUCUGUGCCUGGUAAGGGCGUCGUGGGAAGUGGGCUACAGUUGGCUGAUGCAAACAAAACCCAGGAGGUCCCAAGAGCUUUCGGGUAUGUACACGGCAAAGGGGUCAUCGGUCUCAGCUCAAAAAAAACUCCCCACAGCCGACAGCCCAGUACACAAAGCAGUUUUUCCCGAGGAAGGAAAGGAUGAUGGGAGAAGACAAGCAACUACAAGCCCCAGCAUGCAGUGCGCACUUUGGCUGCCAGAAAGCGGCCUGCGGAGCGGCUCUGACCGGCCGCGGCCCGAGCGCGAGACCCGGACGGUUGGCCGACCAGGCGCUGAGAAUGAGGACGCAGGCGGGGCGCUGCGAGCGAUCCCUGGGGUCUCCUGUCUUUGACGCUCGCUAUUUUGGGGAGGGGGGCCCUGGCAUGUAAGGUGUCGGCGUGAAGCGGGGGUGUGGACCGGCCAGUUCAGCCCCGGCUGGUGUGGGGCCUCCACGGUCCUAAAGCCUCCGGGGUUGCCAAGGGGCUCCCGGACCCGGAUGUGACGUCGUCGUGGAGGAAGAAGGGAAAGGCGGAGCUGGGCGUGGUGACGUCCUCUCAAGAUGGCGGGGAGAGAGUGAAGAAACAGUGUCCCCGGCUGGGUGGCUCUAGAACAAGGGUAAAUAAAGUUCCACUCUGAUCUCAAAAUGCAGUAUUCGCACCACUGUGAGCACCUUUUGGAGAGGCUGAACAAACAGCGGGAAGCAGGCUUUCUCUGUGACUGCACCGUCGUGAUUGGGGAAUUCCAGUUUAAAGCUCACAGGAAUGUGCUGGCCUCGUUCAGUGAGUAUUUCGGUGCCAUCUACAGAAGCACUUCCGACAACAACGUCUUUCUGGAUCAGAGUCAGGUGAAGGCAGAUGGAUUUAAGAAACUGUUGGAGUUUAUAUACACAGGAACUUUAAACCUUGACAGUUGGAAUGUUAAAGAAAUUCAUCAGGCUGCUGACUAUCUCAAAGUGGAAGAGGUGGUCACUAAAUGUAAAAUAAAGAUGGAAGAUUUUGCUUUUAUUGCUAAUCCCUCUUCUACAGAGAUAUCUAGUAUUACUGGAAACAUUGAAUUGAAUCAACAGACUUGUCUUCUUACUCUACGAGAUUAUAACAGUCGGGAGAAAUCAGAAGUGUCUACAGAUUUAGUUCAGGCAAAUCCUAAACAAGGGGCUUUAGCAAAGAAGUCAUCUCAAACUAAAAAGAAGAAGAAGGCCUUCAACUCCCAGAAAACAGGGCAGAGUAAAACAGUGCAAUAUCCCAGCAGCAUUUUAGAGAAUACAUCUGUUGAAUUAUUCCUAGAUGCAAAUAAACUGUCCACACCUGUAAUUGAACAGGUUGCACAGAGAAAUGAUAAUUCAGAACUUGAGUUGACAUCAGUUGUGGAAAAUACUUUUCCAGCCCAAGAUAUUGUGCAAACUGUUACAGUGAAACGGAAACGUGGAAAAUCACAGCCAAACUGUGCUCUGAAAGAACACUCUAUGUCCAAUAUAGCCAGUGUCAAGAACUCUUAUGAGCUGGAGAGCUCUGGGGAAGAGCUGGAUCAGAGGUAUUCCAAGGCCAAGCCAAUGUGUAACACAUGUGGGAAAGUGUUUUCAGAAGCCAGCAGCUUGAGAAGGCACAUGAGAAUACAUAAAGGAGUCAAACCUUAUGUUUGCCACUUGUGUGGAAAGGCAUUUACCCAGUGUAACCAGCUGAAAACACAUGUAAGAACUCAUACAGGUGAGAAGCCAUACAAAUGUGAAUUGUGUGAUAAAGGAUUUGCUCAGAAAUGCCAGCUAGUCUUCCAUAGUCGCAUGCAUCAUGGUGAGGAAAAACCCUAUAAAUGUGAUGUGUGCAAUUUACAAUUUGCAACUUCUAGCAAUCUCAAGAUUCAUGCAAGGAAGCAUAGUGGAGAGAAGCCAUAUGUCUGUGAUAGGUGUGGACAGAGAUUUGCCCAAGCGAGCACAUUGACCUAUCAUGUUCGUAGGCAUACUGGAGAAAAGCCUUAUGUGUGUGAUACUUGUGGGAAGGCAUUUGCUGUCUCUAGUUCUCUUAUCACUCAUUCUCGAAAACAUACAGGUGAAAAACCAUACAUAUGUGGUAUUUGUGGGAAAAGUUUUAUUUCCUCAGGAGAGCUCAACAAACACUUUCGAUCCCAUACAGGGGCAGAUAAAAUUCUAGAUACUAGUAUAGAGGAUCAUCCCUUAAGUGAACAAGAUUCCAUACAAAAAAGCCCUUUAUCAGAAACUUUGGAUGUGAAACCUUCUGAUAUGACUUUGCCACUAGCCCUUCCACUUGGGACUGAGGACCAUCACAUGCUUCUGCCUGUCACAGAUAAUCAGUCUCUGACAUCAGACACAUUGUUGAGGUCAACUGUGAAUGGGUAUUCAGAACCACAAUUGAUUUUUUUACAACAGUUAUACUGACUUUGUGAGGAUUAUGGAAUUGCUAAAACAUCUCUGGUAGUAAACAUAAACAUCUCUGGUAAGGUGCGUAUAUUCAUCUUAAAUUAUCAUUUAUUUGAGUUGUGGCCAUUAUUCAUUCACUGAAGUAAAGGCACCUGUUGCUAUAUCUCAUAACUGCAAUGCUUGUUUUGAGUUUUGGCUUUUAUGUCAGUAGCACUAUUUUGGGUGGUUAAGUUUCCUUAUCUUUUAGAGCUGCCUAAAUUCCAUUUUUAUUUUGCAUUUUAGACUUGCCUUUCAUUUAUUGAAGUGGAAUCUGUCAGUUUAUAUGAUUCAGUUUUGACCUGUGGGACUUAAAAUUUUUCUUCCCCUCAAAAUUAAAGUAAAAUCCAUGAUGGUAUCAGCACAAGAGUAUUGCUGUUACUAAGCUCCAUAGGCCAAUACAUAAACUAUGAGGGAAAAAAUAAAAUUUCAUAUUUCUGCCUAAGAAAAUUUAGAUACUGAAUAAGAAUUGUGCUAUAUCUCUAUUAAUAUAUUCCAUUGGAGAUAACUUUUUUAAUGAAACGAAAAAUAUUUCUCUUAAAAGCUGGAAAAACUGUAUAUAAAUUCUUGUUUAUUUUAGAACUCAGUAUUCUGGAGAAAACCAAUGGUCAGUACCUUUGAUUUGAGUUAACUGACAUUAUAUUUUCAAAAUAAAUUUAAAUAGCUAUUUGGUAUUUUUACUUUGUUACAAGACAGUUUCAAAAUUUUAUUCAGGUUAUGUUUUAAUAGGUUUCUAGAUUAUUGAAGAUGAGGAAAAUAUACUGAGUUUUUAAAUUUUUGAAUAAGUUUCUCUUAUACCUGUUGUGCACUUUUAAAAUAGAAAAUUCUAAAGAGAAUUUUCUAAAUAUAAACUUAAUGCAUACUAUAAAUCACUUGGUUUCUGAAUUUGAUACAUUAUAUUACAUAGAUUUAAGAAAUUUAACUUCAGUUAUAAGUACUAGUAAACACUUGAAUUAUCAGAAAGCCAGUUUAUUAAACAUUUUAUAUUUGAGUGUUCUAUAAGUUUUGAGUUUGAAAAUUUUAUAAGAAACCACAACAUUUGGUGGUGGUUUGUAGCUUCACAGUCACCCUUUUCCUUCCUAAUGAAUAUAAAAAAUCAGUAUUAUUCUGAUAUCUGCUACCACUCUUCCCCAUUCUACUUUUCCCACACACUAGUAUUGAUUUAUUUUACUGCCUGAUCUUUGAACAUUAUCAGUUUCAGAGUCAGUUCCUGUACCGCUCAUCGAACACACCUUGGUGACAUUAUAUUUUAUUUCUGCCAUACAUUAGUUGUGGCUUGUUUUGGUUUUAAACUACAUCUAUAAUAAAGUUAUGUUUUCUAUUGGUA